Molecule: messenger RNA, 945 nt
Organism: Peromyscus eremicus (cactus mouse)
Lineage: Eukaryota; Metazoa; Chordata; Mammalia; Rodentia; Cricetidae
Exons: 6
Coding region: 1-687 (228 amino acids)
Source: RefSeq, a predicted model, not a curated record
AUGGAGAGUUUGGGUCUCUGCGGCCGCCGUAGAGGCAGCACUGCGGUCCCCAUGGCAACGGCAAGAAGCAGCGCCAAGCUCCUGGGCGGUGCUGGCGCCUUGGCGGUUCGGACCCAAGGCGGCGCGGGAUCUGCCGGAGGGGAAGGCGCUGGACCCCGAGACCCCCGCCUGUCCAGCCGUCGUCCGUGGGCCUCAGCUCCUGGACGGACUUGUGUUGCCCUUCCCCAUGGACCUCUUGCCCCACCUCCCUUUCCCCCUUCCUCUGUGCCUGUCCAGGCCUCUUCUGGCCCGUGGGAUCCCGCCUCAGCUUCCAUCAGCAGCCCUUCCCUGCUGCUCCCCAUCCCAGCUAUCGUCUUCAUCGCCGUGGGCGUGUACUUGGUGCUGCUGGGCCUGGUGCUGCUGGCUAGGCACUGCCUGCUGGCUCAGGGCUGCUGCACAGACUGCAGCUUCCCAUGCAGGAAACAAACUGCCUCAGAGACCCAAGACUGUUGCUGGAGCUGCGCAGAAGCCUGUGACUUCCCUCUGCCCAGUCCAGCCCACUACCUGGAUGCCUGCUGCCCUCAUCCCAGCGAAGGCUGGGCGCCUCGAUGCCCUCAAUGCUGCCCGUUGUGUGACUGUGCCUGUGCCUGCCAGCUUCCGGACUGCCAGAGCCUCAACUGCCUCUGUUUCGAGAUCAAGCUCAGAUGAAGGAUGGGGGUGGGGGGCUUGUUCUUUGGGGAGUGGCCUGCCCCUAGAGCCCCCUCUAUAAUGGCCCUCAGGACACCACUACUAGGCCCCUGGAACUUCAGCUGGCGGGCCCAGCCUAACUACCUGGGAGCCUUGAGUGGAGGGCCUGGUUCCCUGCAGGACAGGAUUCUGACAGCCCUUGGACAGCUGAAUUUCGACCCCUUUGGAGGGCUGGAAAGAAAAGGGGCUGGUGUUCUGGCAGUGCCCCGGCCAUCAUCA